This is a messenger RNA of Haemonchus placei, 576 nucleotides long. The record is from the annotation of a GenBank genome assembly. Lineage: Eukaryota; Metazoa; Nematoda; Chromadorea; Rhabditida; Trichostrongylidae.
AUGGAAGCAGCACAAGGACGAGGCCAAGGACAAGGAUCAGCACAAGGAGUGAAGAUGGAAACCGGCAACAGCGCCACCGGAAGAGCCACGAUGGGAGAACCCAGUACCGAGGUGUACCGAGGUCGAGCCCCGAGGCCUUAUGUCCCGGGGACAUCGUGGCGGACCUGGUGGAAGCUGUUCGCCAACUUCCUCGUGUUGAGGAAAGUAACAGAAGAGGGGGAUAAGCGGCUUAUAUUUCUGCAGGAAGUGGGUAACUCGAAUUACGAGUUGCUGGAGUCACUCUCGCAGGGACGCGAAUUGGAGGAAGUACCAUUGAAGGAUCUACGGGCAGCGAUGGAACAACAUUACCAGCCGAAAAAGCUGGUAUUGGCAGAACGAUUCGGGCUAAUGUCGAAGACACAGAAGCAAGGACAGUCGCUGCAUGAGUAUUACGCGGAGCUCCAGAAAGCGGCGAAUACGUAUUGUUUCGAAGAAAUCAAGGAUCAUCGGGUGCAGUAGUGACGAUGGUCUUCAUCGAGAAGGAACAGCUAUCCUCGAAGGAAGCGCUCGAGCAGGCGGAAGCUUUCGAACGUGUAG